AAUUCAGCCAACAACCCUACCUUGUUCCCCACUUCCCUCUUUUCACUUAGCAGUGGAAGCCGGCACCCAGCCUUGUCCACUUUCUUCUCUUUGCAGUGGAAGCCAGUAUGUCAUCAUCUUCACCGUCGCUUCUCUUUGCUACCUUCUACACAGAGAGCAAUCCCACGCCUUCACCUGCUACGCCCGCAACUGUUGCCACUUCUAUUUGCAUUUCUGCUCCGAGUCCGAAAUUCCGAGGCGCAGUAACAGCGAACCUGACUUCCGAAAUCCAAGAUGGCCCCGACUCUGCGACCAAGGAAGAGGGAGAGAGAAUCCGCCGAUGGCGACAACACCGAUCGCCGCAGUAAAGUCAGAGUUGUUGGCGGCGCAACCGCUACGUCAUUAGCUAAUGCUAAUUCCAAUGCCAAUGCUGACGUUGAUGGCCACGACAUUGGCUCAGCGCUCGUUACCCGCAACAGCGACAUGUCACCAAUGUCGGCACUUCUUGGCCUCCCCAUCACAAUGCCGUCAACCACACUCACCGGGCUACCAAUUGAUAUCUUUGCCCAGAUCAUUGGCCACUUGGGAGGCAAAAAAUUCUUCCGAGAAGACAUCACCCGCCUCAUGGUCUCGAAGCGGUGGUUUGAACAGGCUUAGGAGGUUAUGUUUAGACACACGCAAUUGACGACUAAGUUGGCAAUGAACCUUGCGAAAAACAAGUGCGCCCUUGCGAACAUGUUCCGGGGAAACGUCAAAUCCGUCGAGCUCUACCUCGACAAGCGACGGAGCUUUGGCGGCCUGAUGUACCCGAAGGACCGAACAAAGUUUCAUUCGUCUUUAGCCGCUCUCACCAAGACUCUGUCCCAGUUGCGCCAGCUGCAAAAUCUAAGCAUUCGAGACAUAGGAGUACAUUCCUACAAUUCCUAUUCGGCGUUCCUCAAUAUACGGAACCAAGAUGUCAUGUCGCGGUGGGCGACCGGGG
Lasiosphaeria miniovina is the source of this 961-nucleotide messenger RNA. RefSeq lists its product as uncharacterized. The record is from RefSeq and is a predicted model, not a curated record. Lineage: Eukaryota; Fungi; Ascomycota; Sordariomycetes; Sordariales; Lasiosphaeriaceae. The coding region runs from base 274 to 636 and encodes 120 amino acids. The transcript has a single exon.